Molecule: messenger RNA, 1680 nt
Organism: Caenorhabditis bovis
Lineage: Eukaryota; Metazoa; Nematoda; Chromadorea; Rhabditida; Rhabditidae
Source: the annotation of a GenBank genome assembly
AUGCGUCGCGUUCUUACGAUUUUGCUACUGGUCACAGGUGGCUUAUUUGAGCAUUUGACGGCUCCCGAUUUUAAUCAAGAUUUUGGCGGAAGUACUUCGGAAAUUCCGAUCAUUCAAGACUAUGAUUCUGCUGAAAUUCGUGACAUGGAGCAAAAGUUUCGAAUUUCAACAACAACAGAAUCCAUUGGUCGAACUCUCAUGAACAAUAUGACAGAUCUUGGCAACACUAUUGAAGACAUUUCGGAGUUCUCGGCAGAUUCAACGGAAAUCGAUAAAGACCUGGCGGCUGUUAGCGCUGUGGAGAGCUUGAAAAAUAGCAGCAAGUUUGUGACGGAGAAAACGAGUGGUGUUGGAAAUGUCGGACGAGAAGAAGCUCAAAAAGCCGAUCCGUUGGUGAAUUUGGAAGGAGAUGUCGCAACAACGCGAGUCUUCGAAACAGUCGUCUCGCAGCAGCCCUUGGAAAUGUUUCCGGACAUUCAUACUACACCUGUUACUCGUAGCGAACCUCCGACAAUAAAAUAUGUAACUACUUCUACUACAACGACGACAACUACUACUUCUACUACUACUACUCCUGCUACAGUAAACGAAAAAGAUCGGCUAGACGUUUCAAAUGUGCCUCAAAACGACGAUACCAACCGUCUUGUUGUGUUCGAGAAUACUUCAUUCGGAGAGGACGUCGAUCUCGAAAAUGCCCCGAAUGCUCUUAUUGAUGGAGAUACAGUGCGAAACACUGGAUUUCCAGCAACCACUGAGUCUACUACUACAACAAAUGUUGUAGGACUCCCAAUUCUUCCCACCCUUCCAUCAAUGUCGUUCACAGAAACAGUCAAAGUGGAAGCGUCUAAGAUCCGGAACAAAGGACUUGGUGUCUUUAGAAGGCAUCAUUAUCACAAUCGAUCAGAGAAAUUGAAGACAACGGUGCAAAUUUUGGAUUUGCUAGGAAAAAAGAUCGAAGGAAUCGACCAACAGCUGACACUGAGGACUCCAAAUACAUCGGUGCUUCGAAAUAUUCAUAAUAGAGGUGGGAUUCGACGCAGAACGAAACAGUGGGGAAGGUCUUCGGUUCGACCGGUUGGAAAGUUUCGCAAGAUUAUCGACGGUCACAGCAUGAAGGUGGUUGAUCAUCACAAUCGAGAUGAACAACGAAAGAGUUGGGGAGUUGUCAGUGGAAGAAGAAGACUGCGCACAGCGAGAUAUUCCUCGAAAAAAAUUGAGAAGCAAAGAAUUUAUCAGCCAACAGAAGCCGAAAAAAAAUUCGCAGAAGCCUUAUUUAGUGGUGAAGAAGAAUCGAUGAACAUGUUGAAGGAAACACUUCGACAAAUACGAGAGGUGAUGAAGAAGAAGACAAGAAAAUAUACAAAUUACACCCAUGUAUGUGCUAUUCUGCCUUAUCAAAAAUAUAUGCGGAUAAUGGAGUUUCUAAUAAUUAUACCAUUUGCACCAAUCGAAUAUCUUCGAAUCUCGUGGGCUCAUCGUGGCAAUAUUCUCGAAAGCAGUGCAUUCCUUCUGCUCACUUCGUUUCUCGCAAUUCCCAUUCUUUUAAUUACUAUAUAUUUGGCGUUUUUUCAAACCUAUGUCUUGCUAAUCGAAGAAAUCCUAUGCUACAUUCAAGCGAUAUUGGUGAUAUUCGAAACACUUUUAUCGUUUUCUCUAUCUAUCGCUUUUUCGUCGCCGUGA